Mucor mucedo is the source of this 1158-nucleotide messenger RNA. RefSeq lists its product as uncharacterized. The record is from RefSeq and is a predicted model, not a curated record. NCBI's taxonomy places the organism in Eukaryota, Fungi, Mucoromycota, Mucoromycetes, Mucorales, Mucoraceae. The coding region runs from base 99 to 1151 and encodes 350 amino acids. The transcript has a single exon.
GGUACACCAAGUUCCAUAUUAAAUACGGGCUUGUAUUAAAUUUCCUUAAAGAGUGCUUUGUUUUAUUUAACUUUUUUUUAUAUAUUGCAAUUUUAUAAAUGAAGGUUGUGACAACACUGGUAGUUGGAAUUCUACUUUCAGCAUGCACCGCAUAUACAACUAUACGAGGUCUGAGACCUUGGGCACCUAAAGUAUUGGACAUGUGUUUCCACCAUCCUGAUCAAAUUCGCGCCAAUUUCACCAAUGUGUCAACUACAUUAGACAGUCUCGUUUGUUUUUAUGUCAAGUACCAUCAACAAGCUUUGCAUGACAUUAUAGGUGCACCGCUGAAACGCAUCAAUAUGAUGACAUUUGCCACUGUCUAUGUCCUUAUGGCCUUGGAGGGGUCUCGUAAAGGCUUUAAAAGCUCCACCCUCUUAAUUUCUUUCCCCGUCUUGGGUCUUCUAGCCAAUCUUAUUGGUAUGCCCAUCGUCUUUCUUAUAAUUUGGGUCCCCCUUUAUUUCCACUACUGGGAGUCCCCCAAAAAAAUGGACUUGUCUAUCACGAUGCCCCAAGUGUACGGCGUUUUACUGGGUAUUCUUUUAGGUUAUGUCUUGCCGAGCGCCUUGAUUUCAUCACCUUACAUUGCCAAUAACUCCAUGUUAGAAGGCGAUCUAUUGUGUAUCUGGCAAGUAUUGCCAAUUUUGAUCGUACCUUUAUUCGGACAUAUCGAAAGACUCUUUGCGAAAAUGGGAUCUUCCGUAGACGGUGUGGAACAAGCCGAUUUAAAGAAGCGACUAACUGAUGUGCAAGGAAAAGAUGCUUGCGAACGCACUUACUUGUUACUGGGUGUUCUCAACAUGCUGGUAUGGUAUGGCUCCUAUUUAAUAAUAGCUCACCAAGGUAUUCAUCUUAAGGAUUCGCUUCUGUUGCUUUUAAAUGCACCUGGUCAACUUCCUGCCGGUUUGAAUUUUACUGAGCUGGGGCAACUUUUGGGCGCACGUACCAUCUUGGUGGAAUGUAUAGCCUUUAUCGUUUCAUUUGUACUUUGGGCUACAUUUCAAAGUGGUCUCCUUGUUGGUCUUGUUGUUGCUGUCGCUACACCCUUGAUGGGUCCUGGUGCGGCUUUAGCGUUUUAUUCUUACUACCGAGAAGGUCAAAUUCCUUUAUAAAUUAUAU